AUGACGCCUCUCUCAGGCGAUUACCUCGAGCGGGUCUAUGCCGGCGUUCUUGGAAAGCUGAUCGGUGUCUAUCUCGGGCGUCCUUUUGAAGGUUGGACACACCAGCGCAUUCUUCAGGAACUUGGGCCUAUUCGGAGCUAUGUCCACGAUAGACUGAACGUUCCACUUGUUGUGACUGAUGAUGAUGUAUCCGGAACUUUCACUUUCCUUCGGGCAUUUGAAGAACACGGCGUUAGCCCUGAUCUAUCCGCCGAAGCCAUUGGCAAGACAUGGCUGAACAACAUCAUUGAAGGUAGAACUAUCCUGUGGUGGGGUGGCAGAGGCAUUUCGACCGAACACACUGCCUACUUAAACCUCAAAAAUGGUAUCCCGGCCCCAGCGAGUGGCUCUAUCGAGACCAACGGCAAAACGGUGGCCGAGCAGAUAGGCGCCCAGAUUUUCAUUGAUGGCUGGGCCAUGGUAGCUCCUGGCAACCCUGCUCUGGCAGCAAAGUUAGCUGAACAAGCUGGCAAAGUCAGUCACGACGGCGAGUCCGUUCAUGCGGCAAAACUGUGGGCAGCAAUGGAGGCUGAGGCGUUCGUUUCCAAGGACGUUGAGCAUCUUUUAGAGACGGGAUUGAAGUUCGUCCCCGAAGAUUCAGCUAUCGCUCGGUUAAUCAGUGAUGUUCGCGCAUGGACAAAGGAAGACGGUGAUUGGAUGACCACACGCAAUAGGAUUGAGAAGACGUACGGUUAUGACAAGUUUUGCGGCAACUGCCACGUUAUGCCUAACCAUGGCAUUAUGAUCAUGGCGCUGUUGUAUGGCGGUCACGACUUUCACGAAGCGAUGCACAUCAUAAAUACCUGUGGAUGGGAUACCGAUUGCAACUCUGGAAAUGUAGGAUGUCUGGUGGCCAUCAUGCAUGGAAUCUCUUCGUUCGACGGUGGCCCGGACUGGCGAGGUCCGCUUGCUGAUCGUGCGCUCAUAUCAAGCUCAGAUGGCGGGUACUCUAUCAACGAUGCUGCGAAGAUUGCUAUGAACGUUGCUAAUCUUGGACGCCGACUUGCUGGAGUAGCGCCCCUUGCGCCUCCGAAAGACGGUGCUCAGUUCCAUUUUACGCUUCCAGGGAGUAUUCAGGGAUUCAAAGUAUCUUCGGACGGCGCCAUCCCCGGACUAGUCACACUGAAGCAAGCGAUCGAUGGUGACCGUGGCCCAGGCCUUGAAAUUCGACUGGCCCCAUUAGGGCGGGGUUUAGAACCUGUGGAGGUCAUGACGCAGACAUUCACUGGAAAGGAUGUACUUCAGAUGGGCUCAACAUAUCCUCUGAUGGCAUCACCGCUUGUGUACCCUGGUCAAAAAGUAAAAGCUAGGCUGCGAUCAAAGUCAGAUGUCACGGCAAGUCUAGAUAUCAGACUAAGAAUUAAGACAUACGGCAAGAAUGACGAGCUCGUGCCGCUUUACGGACCGCUUACAAAUUUGAAUCCAGGAGAGGAGAGCAUUCUUGAGUGGACAAUCCCGGAUGCCAUGGACAGCCAGCCCAUCCAGCAGAUUGGACUUGCCAUUGCAGCAGCCAAUGAGCCAGUCGAUGGAUCUGUGUGGCUGGACAGCUUAGGGUGGGAAGGGGUGCCAGACAUGAUAUUGCGUCGACCUACGACACGUCCAUCCGACUUUUGGCAUCGUGCGUGGGUUCAGGGCGUUGAUCUAUUCCAUCGAUGGAUGAGCUCUUCAAUCUCGAUUGCACAAAAUAGGGGCGAAGGAAUUCUUAUUCACGGCACGCGAGAGUGGACCGAUUAUAAGAUCGUAGCCUCGAGCUUCAUAAUCAACAUCGGCCAGCCAGCAGGCGUCGCCAUCAGAGUCCAGGGACUAAAUCGUUGGUACGCUGUACUGUUCGUCGAGGGCGGCAAGUUGGCGCUUGUAAAGGCCUUGGACGAGAGAAGGAUUGAGCUUGCCACUACGGACUUCAAAUGGAAAGUAGAUACUCCUUACGAGAUGGCAGUAAGCGCCGAGGGUGAUAUAAUAAAGGCUCGCGUAGGAGAUGUCUUUUUGGAGGCUGCUGACACACAGUUCGAAAACGGCGGUGUAGGUCUCGUGGUGACAAAUGGUUCACUUUCUGUUGAAAGCAUCAGCAUAAGUCCGGCCGGCAAAGAGCGCUGCUGA
Phaeoacremonium minimum UCRPA7 is the source of this 2136-nucleotide messenger RNA. Its product is annotated as putative adp-ribosylation crystallin j1 protein. NCBI's taxonomy places the organism in Eukaryota, Fungi, Ascomycota, Sordariomycetes, Togniniales, Togniniaceae. The record is from RefSeq and is a predicted model, not a curated record. The transcript has a single exon. Bases 1 to 2136 code for a protein of 711 amino acids.